AUGAUCUCAAGAUCGUUUGAAGACGAGGAUGCGGAUUGGAAGCCGUCAGCGGAGAGACGGUGGCAGAAAGAGCAGGCAGGUGCCCACCGAGGAGGUGCUUGCCACAAAAGAGGAAGGCGGGCAAAGGCGGGUGGGACCUGGAAGGAAGAGCGACGGUGGCGCGGGGUGGGUGAUCAGGCAUGGAUUAUUUGGCGCGGAGCCAGGGCGAGUCUGGAUGACAGGCCGGGAUAG
Molecule: messenger RNA, 231 nt
Organism: Sporothrix schenckii 1099-18
Lineage: Eukaryota; Fungi; Ascomycota; Sordariomycetes; Ophiostomatales; Ophiostomataceae
Exons: 1
Coding region: 1-231 (76 amino acids)
Source: RefSeq, a predicted model, not a curated record